AUGCAGCAGCGGUCAGUGAGCGCUGAUUCAAGUCCUCAAACGCUGCUGGUGGACCCUUGCCCGCCGGCUAUUGAGGCGAGCGUGCCGAUAUCGAAAUUUCGGCGGUUCCUGCAUUUUGGAAACGGGCAUGGAGUCGAAGGAUGGGUCCCUGAGGCCGCGCACGUGUCGGGUUACGCGUGCGGAACUUGUGUGCAGGCUGUGCACCGUCCCGUCCGGCGACGCAGGCAGCGCCGACUGUUUAUUGUUCCUCUCACCGAUCGCCAAGCGUCGCGGCGCCCGGCCUGCCCAGCCCGGAAGCGGCCUAGCGGGCAGACGGCGCGAAAUGUCACGCCAUCAAGUGGCCUGAUUCCGCCAGCCCCUCCGCGUCCUGCGCUCCAUCGCUGCACCGAAAUCCGAUCAACCGACGAGAACUGCGCCUGUCCAGGUGGCCUUCUGCAUCCCACAGUCCCAUUUUGCCCCGGCACGGUGGGGAGCCUAGAACCGCGACAAGGUCCGCUACGAGCGCUGCUAGAAGCCGCCCAGCAGCCAUCUGCAUCUGCCGCCAGCGGUGUCGCGAAACGCGCCGAACUGGCCUCUGCCAUAAGCACGCGGGCGCCCGGGUCCGAAGAAAACGUCGUCCUCGCACCUUGGCCGCUCCCCCAAACCCCAUACCUCCUUCACCAUCGACUCCUGCCGCCGCAAAUCCACCUGCACGCGCGCGCUCCAAGCGAACCCGCAGCCGAGCUUAUCUACCUUUGCCCCCCAGCCGCUUCAGGAGCCUGCAUUUCGCCUCAGUCUCACGUCUCCCUUGGCGAGCCGCAUCGGCAUCCCAGUGUCCGUCGAUUAUCUCCUGAUCACCGCGUGAGCCCUCUCGUGCAACCUCCCCAUCCUCUGACAAUCACCAUGGCUUUGAACUGGAAUGCCUUCCUCACUGAUGACGGCUUCAAUAUACCGAACGAUCCAUGGCAAGAUAUCACACAACCAGCACACGAUCCUACCACUGAGAUGCCAAAAUCAAGUUCAACGCGCUCUCCAGCCUCAGCUGAACCUGAGAGCACCCUCACCAACUUCGACUCCCUCCUCAACGGCACGUCAGCUGAUCCGUAUUUCGACGACUCCCUUUUCGCCUCCAACGACUACUUCCUUAGCGACCUAGAGGUCCUCCAGCCCUUUGGCGACGCUAUCGCUGGCGGAGAAUCAACGUCGGAGUCUUCCCCGGAGCCGUCUACCAGCAUUGCCUUCACAGGAAGCAGUCUUUCAGCAUCGCAGACCCCAGCAUCACUCUCGACAGGUUCGGCCCAAUCACCUCAAAUGGCGCCACCCCAAAGGCCAACCGUAUCGAGGGCUAAUACUUUCCCGAACCCUCAGUAUGAAUCAAUGUUCCCGAAUAACAUCGAGUCGGGCUUCGUUGAGGAUCUUACCUUCCCGAACGGACCCAACGGACCACCCAGUUCUUCCAAAGCAGGCGUCGACAACACCAACAACAACAACAAGGCCUCGGCAAGCACAACAGUAAAGCGCUCGCAUAAGUCGAAGCCCGAUAUCCUUUCGGCAUGCUGGACAUCGCCAUUGUGCCCGAAUCAUGAUCAGGAAGGCCCACCGCCGAAUCCUUCGACCUGUGGAGGUGGAUGUGCUCCGUUCCUAUUCGCCAAUGAAGACGCACUUCCAACUCCGACGAUCAACAAUCUUCUUAACGAAGCCCAAGAGGUGACUCCCGAGGAUGGCGUGGUGGAGAUCAAGUCGCAUUCCAGGAAGCGGACCGAGAGCGAUGCCUCCUCUAGCGAACCAUCGGGCCGUCAAUUCCUGAACAAAGACACGACCGAGAUUCAACCUCGAUUCAAGAGCGAGUCCGAGGAUUCACCCCAAGCGCCCGCGGCAGACGACGCGAAGCCCAAGUCGCGCCGCCGGUUACCGCAUAAUCAGGUCGAGCGAAAAUACCGCGAGUCCCUGAACACGCAACUCGAGUCUCUGCGCCGUGUCGUUCCGUCUCUGCAGCAGAAUCAGCGCUCAUGCGAUGGAGCUGACAUCGAGGACCUGCCGACCCCAUCAAAGCCUAGCAAAGCCGUAAUCCUCGCCUCAGCCACUGCGUACAUCAAGCAGAUGGAGAAAGACAAGAAGGGCCUCGCAGACGAGAAUCAACUUCUCAAGACGCGGAUCAAGGCCCUUCAAGCGCUCGUCAAGUGCGAGGAUUGCUCGCUGAUGCAGUAUGUCAUGGAGCUGAAGAUCAACCAGCAGAAGGCUUGA
Molecule: messenger RNA, 2223 nt
Organism: Trematosphaeria pertusa
Lineage: Eukaryota; Fungi; Ascomycota; Dothideomycetes; Pleosporales; Trematosphaeriaceae
Exons: 2
Coding region: 1-2223 (740 amino acids)
Molecular function (GO): protein dimerization activity
Source: RefSeq, a predicted model, not a curated record